AUGGAAGCUGUUGUUCGAGAAGCCCCAAUGGGGCAGUUGAUCAGAUGGUUGACUAAAAACAAAUACUUUCAAUAUCCCGAAGAAAAACCCGGCUUCGAACUCCCCGAGACAUGGGUACAAGUUAUGCAAAAUCUCGACGCUCCAAAUCCCAAGCCCAAAGAGGAAAGACAAAACUCAGAUCAAAGCGAUGUUAUCAGUCACACCUCAACUCUACAAGAGGACCGUGAAAUGAAUGUUCAGGAUCUUGAGAAGGUCAAGUCUAUCCCGAUCACUCCGAAGAAGACAAAGGAUGGGGCGAUUCUUGUGGAUUGGUACUAUACCGACGACGCCGAGAAUCCCCAUAACUGGUCUAAUUUGAAGCGUGGCUUACUUGCGACCAUAAUCUGUCUGUACACUUUUGUCGUGUAUACAACAUCCGCCAUCUACACAGCCUCGGAACAAGGUAUUAUGAAAGAUUUCGGGGUCAGCGAGGUGGUUGUCACUUUGGGCUUGUCACUUUAUGUUCUUGGUUAUGGUACCGGGCCAUUAAUCUUCUCACCACUGAGUGAGAUCCCCGUCAUUGGAAGAAACCCAGUCUACAUCAUCACCAUGUUCCUCUUCGUCAUUAUAUCGAUUCCAACAUCUUUGGUCGGUAACUUUGCCGGUCUGAUGGUAUUGCGUUUCAUUCAAGGAUUCUUCGGUUCGCCAUGUCUUGCAUCAGGAGGUGCUUCCAUUGGUGAUAUGUACAGUCUGAGUGCUUUGCCAUAUGCUAUGAUGGCAUGGGUUGCCGCUGCGUACUGUGGACCCGCUCUUGGCCCCCUCCUCAGUGGAUUUGCUGUCCCAGUCGAGUCAUGGCGUUGGUCUCUCUUCAUUUCUAUUUGGGCCUCUGCUCCAGUCUUCAUCAUUAUGCUUCUUUUCCUCCCCGAGACCAGCACCCCGACCAUUCUGCUCCGACGCGCAAACCGCCUUCGAAAGAUUUAUAACAACAAGCGCUUCAUGUCACAAUCUGAAAUCGACCAGCAUAACAUGCGCGUCUCGGAUAUUGCCGUGGACGCUUUGAUCAAGCCCAUGGAGAUCACGAUCAAAGAUCCUGCCGUGCUCUUCGUCCAAAUCUACACCGCAAUCAUCUACGGCAUCUACUACUCAUUCUUCGAAGUCUUCCCUCUAGUCUAUCCCGUUGACUACCACAUGAACCUCGGUCAAGUUGGCCUUGUCUUCCUCUGUAUCCUGGUAUCCAGCAUGAUCGGCAUUGCAGUGUACUUUUCCUACCUAUACUUCUGGAUGGACCCUCGAAUCGCACGCUUCGGCUGGCCUGAACAGGAAACUCGAUUGAUCCCCGCUCUACCGGCAUCCUUUGGCCCCACGAUCGGUCUCUUCCUCUUCGCCUGGACGGCCCGAACGUCCAUCCAUUGGAUCGUACCGACAAUCGGCAUCACUAUCUACGGCGCAACCGUCUUCAUCGUGAUGCAAUGUAUAUUCGUCUAUAUUCCGCUAUCAUAUCCGAAGUACGCUGCCAGUCUGUUCGCAGCCAAUGAUUUCUUCCGAAGUGCCCUGGCCUGUGGCAGUGUAAUGUUUGCCCAUCCUCUGUUUGGAAAUCUGGGUGUCGCAAGGGGUACCAGUCUUCUUGGUGGACUGAGUGUUAUUGGAAUUAUCGGAAUUUGGCUGCUUUAUUUCCAUGGCUCGAAGCUCCGAGCUAUGAGCAAGUUCGCUGAAUACACGGAAGCUACGGAGGCUACGGAGGAAGAGUAG
Molecule: messenger RNA, 1728 nt
Organism: Penicillium odoratum
Lineage: Eukaryota; Fungi; Ascomycota; Eurotiomycetes; Eurotiales; Aspergillaceae
Product: MFS transporter
Exons: 2
Coding region: 1-1728 (575 amino acids)
Biological process (GO): xenobiotic detoxification by transmembrane export across the plasma membrane
Molecular function (GO): fluconazole transmembrane transporter activity
Source: RefSeq, a predicted model, not a curated record